AUGGCAGAAGAGAGAACUCAGAAUUUGGGCGUAUUAAGAUCAAUGUUCCCAACCGUAGAUCCAGAAGUAUGCGAAGCCGUCUUUGAUACGAAUGGGGGCAAGCUCGAGGAGAGUAUCAAUGCCUUGCUGUCCAUGGUUGACCCAGACUACCAAGCCGAAGAGGCUGUUCCCGUCCAAACGAUCACUGGUCAUGUUACGUCUACUUCGCGAGAGCAAAUUCAACGUGACGAAGAGUUGGCAAGAACUCUGGCUAUGGAAGCUGACAGAGAAGCUAGAUAUUAUGAACAAUCUGUUCGCGCUCAGCGGCAACAGACUAAUCAAGAAAAAGAACAGCAAUCAAAUCAGGGCGACUUUUUCGCCGAUGAGCUACCAGUAAUUAAAGAGAAGAUUGCUACUGCCGCUCAUACGGCCGCCGACACGACAAAAAAGAAGGUGAAGGAAUGGUAUGAAAAAUUCAAAUCUUCAGUACGCGAUGAUGACAGUUCACAUAUGACUGGUGCUCAAUACACAAAUCUUCCUGCUGACGAGGCUGAUCACGCCCUCUUGACCGACGAUUAUCCGCCUCAAUCUCAGAUGCGCACACAAGAUGCAUAUUCUAAUAAAUAUAAUAAAUCAGGUGGAUACACCAGCCAAUAUAACAGAGCUGGUGUAUAUACAUCUUCUUAUAAUCCGAGUUCAGAUGUAGACCGUGAUGCGAUUACAACUGUUUAUAAUCCUCCGCAGCAUUCAAGCGAGUCUCCAACAAGACCCAGCGAGUCUAAUAAUGAACCCAUACGAAUUAUAAGAGACAAAUCGAGCUCGUCUCUGGCAGCCACGGUUGACGAUGACGAUGAUGAUAAUGAUUUGACCAAACCUUUACCUUAUACAGUAUCUGGGAAUAUAGGGAAUACCAAACCGGCCGUGCCGCCGAGACCGAAUGAUUCGUCUCAGGAAUAG
Paraglomus occultum is the source of this 936-nucleotide messenger RNA. NCBI's taxonomy places the organism in Eukaryota, Fungi, Glomeromycota, Glomeromycetes, Paraglomerales, Paraglomeraceae. The record is from the annotation of a GenBank genome assembly.